Molecule: messenger RNA, 1845 nt
Organism: Cucurbita pepo subsp. pepo (vegetable marrow)
Lineage: Eukaryota; Viridiplantae; Streptophyta; Magnoliopsida; Cucurbitales; Cucurbitaceae
Product: la-related protein 1C
Molecular function (GO): RNA binding
Source: RefSeq, a predicted model, not a curated record
AUGGCUGCUUCUACUUUACCUGAUGCUGAUUCGGUGACGGCAUCGAGUGUCGAUCAUUCUUCUCGUAAUUCUGGACAGAGUAAUAGCAGCAGCCCCAAAUCAUCAUCACGUCGCUCUGGUGGGCGCACAGUGUCUUCUCCGUGGAACCAGAUUGUUCGCGGUGAACUAGACACCGCGGCGGCUGUUUCAUCAUCUGUAUCUUCGACUACUGUUGUUGAACCUGUAACAUUUACUUCUUCUUCUUCUGCUACGUCUGAAGAGCCAGUGGGUGAGUGUUACGAUGGUGGGAAUGGGUCGUCCGCCAAUGCUGGAAAGAAGCCAGUGUGGAAUAAACUCGCUAAUGGAACUGAGGUUGGGCCUGUCAUGGGGGCUGUGUCUUGGCCUGCUUUGUCGGAGUCUGCCAAGGGCACACCUAAAUCAUCUUCGGAUUCAAUUAAAAGUUUAGGUGAUGGAUCCGCUGGCGCGCAGGGGAUUGGAACUUCAUCAUCAUCAUCAAACAACGAAGGUAAUAAUGACGUUAGUCCUAAUCCUGAUUCAACUCUUACUCAUCCAAUAACUUCGCGGCAGAAAUCGAUGAGGCGCAAUGGUUCAAAUAGUUCAUAUAACAGUGCCCUCUCUCAGCAGUCUGCUCAUUCAAGUCCUGUAAUCGACCCAGCUCCUAACAGUUCUUCAAGGGAUCAGACACAGAGAACUGCAUUUAUAUCAUCACAAUCACAUAAUGAUCAUGGUCAUCAACAACCACGUAGUUCAUUUCGGAGUCGUGGUGGUGCUUCACAUCCACGUGGUGAUAAUUCCCAUCAUCAUAACUAUAGUUCUAGGCGUGAUCACGAUCGUGGAAAUCAAGAUUGGAAUUCAAACCGAAAUUUUAAUGCACAACCUCAUAGAGUGGUUCACAGGUUUAUUAGACCACCUCCACCUCCACCUCCUAAUACCACUGGCUUUAUUUCUUCUCCAACAAUGAGGCCUAUUGGGGGUCCCCUACCCUUCCCUGAUUUUGUACCUCCAGUGGUGUAUAUUGGUCCUCCUCCUCCUCCUCCUCCCCCUCCUCCAGAGGCUCUUAGAGGUGUACCUUUUGUCGCUCCAAUACCACCCAAUGCAAUGUUUUUUCAUGGCCCAGAUCCUCAUUUGUACGCUAUGAUAGUGAGUCAGAUAGAAUACUACUUUAGUGGUGAAAAUUUAGUAAAAGACACUUUCUUGAGGCAGAAAAUGGAUGAAGAUGGCUGGGUUCCGGUUAGACUAAUAGCAACCUUCAGCAAGGUUAAACGUCUGACUGAAAAUAUCCAAACUAUAUUGGAUGCAUUGCAAUCAUCUACUCUUGUGGAAGUAAAGGGAGAUAAAGUAAGGAGGCGAAAUGAUUAUGAUAGAUGGAUUAUUCGACCUGGUCAAGUUCCUAAUAUUGCAGCCCCAUUAAGCCCAGUAAGUUCCAAUCAGGAUAUGUUGGCAGCUGGUGUUCAAGGUAUUGCACUAGAGAAUAUUAAUCAUAGGGACUCUGAAGGUGGACAGGGUGGUGUUCAUGUCGAGGCACUCCACAGUAGUAGCCCAACUGGAAAUUUGAGUAUGCAGGCACAGCCAUGUGGUGAUGAUCGUCCAGGCCAAGUAAAUACCAAGGCCGGCCCGGAUUGUUCAUCGGCUGAAAGGAGUUAGACCAAGUUUGUGCUGUGAACCCAUGUCCUUUUGAAGGAAAACUAGAUGUGGGUGUAGAGAUUAAGUGAGGAGAUGUUAGCGACACGGUUUGCACGACUAAAAUUCUCUUCUCUUGAUGCCAAGUAAAUUGGUAAACUGAAGUUAUAGAAGAGAAACAAUUUUAAAAAGAAAAAGGAAAAAACUAAAACUUUUAAACUUCAA